Molecule: messenger RNA, 1875 nt
Organism: Penaeus monodon (black tiger shrimp)
Lineage: Eukaryota; Metazoa; Arthropoda; Malacostraca; Decapoda; Penaeidae
Product: organic cation transporter protein-like
Biological process (GO): transmembrane transport
Cellular component (GO): membrane
Molecular function (GO): transmembrane transporter activity
Source: RefSeq, a predicted model, not a curated record
AUGAGCAAACACGCCUCCUCUGACAGGGACCCGACGAAGAGAUACCUCGAUUUCGACGACGUGCUGCCUCACGCCGGCGAGUUCGGCAAGUACCAGUGGCUCCUCUUCCUCGGCCUGGCGCCCUUCUGCCUCAAUCUGGUGCUCAUUUAUGUCGUCCACAUCUUCAUUAGUCUCCCGCCGGAGCACCACUGCGUCUUCCCUCAAGCGCUCCUGGACGCAGAUGUCUCGGAUGAGCUUAGGCGUAACCUCAGCCUCCCCUUGACCAGCGACCUGACGGGGAAGGAGCGAUGGAGCAGCUGCGAGGUAUACGACGUGGACUACGCCCAGCUCCUGCAGGAGGGCGUGACGUCCGCCAACACCUCCUGGCCGACCCGCUCCUGCGACGCCUGGACCUUCGACCUCACUACCUCAGGAAACUACGCGACUAUAGUGUCCGAUCUCUCGUGGGUGUGCAAGCGCGAGUGGUAUGCAAGUAUAUCGCAGACCGUGUUCUUCGUGGGAGCUAUCGUGGGCGGGGUUGGGACGGGAUGGGCGGCCGACAAGUAUGGCCGCGUCCGUCUGUCGCACGACUUCCUCGCCCUCCUCCUCCUGACGGCGACCGCGGGCUCCCUCGCCGAGUACCUCGUCUACAGGUUCAUCGCCGGCCUCUCCUUCGACACGAUCUUUGUGAUGAUGUAUGUCUUGGUCCUCGAGUACGUGGGUCCUCGGCGCCGCACGCUCGUGGCCAACCUGUCGAUCGCCCUCUUCUACACGGCGGGGACGGUGGCGCUGCCGUGGCUGGCCAUGUGGGUGGCCAACUGGCGUCUGCUGUGCGCCCUGUCCGCCGUGCCCAUGAUGGUGUCCUGCGUGGCGCACUGGAUCCUGCCCGAGAGCGCCCGCUGGCUCCUCUCGCAAGGCCGUGUGGAGGAGACGGUGGAGAUCCUGCAGAAGAUCGCUCGCGUCAACGGCCGCUCGAUCCCCGACCAGGUGCUCGACGACCUUCAGAGAAGCGCCAAGCAGGAAGCAGAGAGCGACGGCGGGGAACACGAGGAGGAGAAAGCAGCUUCAGUCAUCGACCUCUUCCGGACGCCCAGACUCCGAAGGACGACCAUAGCUAUCUGCUUAUUGUGGAUGCUGGUCAGUCUGACCUACGACGGACACUUGAGGAACGUCUCCAACCUUCUGGACGUGUUCCUCUCCUUCUCCGUGACUUCGGCGACGGAGCUGCCUGCAGACACCUUCCUGGUCCUGACGCUGGAUCGCUGGGGAAGACGCUGGAUGGCCUUCGGGACGCUGGGACUCUCGGGGAUCCUUAGCGUCCUCACUCUGAUCGUGGCGGACAACCCCUUAGGCAUCGCGAUCCUAGCCGUCCUGGGGCGAUUCUGCGUCAACAUAUCCUACAACAUAGGCCUCCAGUAUGCGGCCGAACUCCUGCCGACGGUGGUGCGCGCCCAGGGAGUGGCUGCGGUACACAUCAUGGGCUAUGUCGCAGCCCUCCUGUCGCCCAGCAUAGUGGAAAUGGGUAAGCGGUUCCCGCUGUUCCCCCUCGUGGUCCUGGGCGUGGCUUCGGUCCUCGGGGGCAUCGUGGCCUUAUUCCUGCCGGAGACGCUGCACAGGGACCUCCCGCAGACGCUGAGUGACGGGGAGAACUUCGGCAGAGAUCAGUCCUUCUGCUACUUCCCUUGCGUCGCCCGCGAAGCGAAGGACCGGCAUCCGACGAGCCUCGCCCAGAUAAGCCCGCAGCCUUCCUUCAUCCGCCAGCAUCCGAGGCACAGAGCAUCCUUGCGCGGAGAGACCUAUCGAUCUUCGCUCAUUCGACACCGAAAGGAGGUUCUGUACAUCCCUUCCUCGGAGUGACAGGCUCGGGGUUGAUGCUGUCGAGUUGUUUUCUUGUUU